AUGCCCCAGAUUGAAGUGAUAGAGCAACGCAAACAGGACUUAAUAGCAGCCGCCGCCGGUAGUGACAGCGACAGUGACAGAGAGGAUCCCAACGAGACGAAUACAGAGACAGCCCCGGCCGUGGUAGAGCGAAGGGUGACGUUAAACGCCAACCCUGCGCAGAAUAUAGAUGAUCUUAAGAAACGGCUUGCCGCGCGAUUGGCUGGGUUCCAGAGCAAGCGCAAGUACGAUGAUGAGAAAAGUGACGCACAUAACAAGGCCAAGGCGAAGGAGAUACGCGAGCAACGGAAGAAGAAGAAGAGCGAGGACCAGAAGAAGGGCAUUACAGCACCAUCCGCCGACCGCCCCAGUCGCGUGCACAUGACCACGGGUGGUGAAGAGACGGGCGAAGGCAAAAGUUCGCAACAGAUUGUAUAUAGCAAGUUUGACUUCAGCGCGCUCGAGAAGGAGAAGAAAAAGAAGGCCAAGAAGAGCAAUGAUCUGAAGAUGCUUCUAGAAAAGGCUGAGUCGGAGAAGAAGGCGAUGGAGGACCUGAAGCAAGCGGAUCCCGCCAAAGCGAAAGACAUAGAAGAAAAGAGACGGCAAAAGAAGGCCCUCGAAAUGGCCCAAGGCAUUAAGCAACAAGACGACCCUACUCUGUUAAGGAAAGCGUUAAAGAAGAAGGAACAGAAGAAGCUGAAGAGCGCGAAGACAUGGAACGACAGUAUCAAGGCCGUUAAACACAACAUCAAGCGUAACGAAGCGAAGCGAGACGCCAACCUGAAGGCGCGGGUGGAUGCCAAGAAGGAGAAGAAGAUAGCAAGGGGCCAGGGCAAGAAGGUCAAGUCAAAGAAACCGCCACCUAAACGAGCCGGGUUCGAGGGUAAGAGUAAAAACCCAACUAAGUCGGGGAAGUCAAAGAAGUAAAAGUUCA
Molecule: messenger RNA, 913 nt
Organism: Sphaeroforma arctica JP610
Lineage: Eukaryota; Ichthyosporea; Ichthyophonida
Exons: 5
Coding region: 1-906 (301 amino acids)
Biological process (GO): ribosomal small subunit biogenesis; ribosomal large subunit biogenesis
Cellular component (GO): nucleolus
Molecular function (GO): RNA binding; DNA binding
Source: RefSeq, a predicted model, not a curated record